AUGUCGAAAUUUGAAGAUAAUCCAUUUAGUGAUCCAACCAUAGACAACCCAUUUGCAGAUCCCGCGGUACAGCAAGUGGCCAGGAGUACAAACAAUGCAACACAGGGACUCGAUGACUAUAAUCCUUUUGACGGACAACAAAAUGCAAAUCAAACUGCGCAAGAAGCACCUCAGCCACCAUCUCAACCAGCCAUCAUGCAAGCUGUAUCACCUCCAGUCAGUGGACAGUACACACGGCCUCCGCAAAUCCAGCAACCCAAUCAACCGCCACAAAAUUUCACAACUGCUGACUUUCAGAGGAGACAAGAGGAGUUAGAGCGCAAAGCAGAGGAAUUGGCCCGAAGGGAGGCAGAACUCCGCGCUGGCUCAGCGGGCAGGCGGAACAAUUGGCCGCCUUUGCCUUCAUUCUGCCCCAUACAACCUUGCUUCUAUCAAGAUAUCAAUGUUGACAUACCACUGGAAUUCCAGAGAAUUGUUCGACAUCUCUACCACUUGUGGAUGUUCCACGCUCUUGUCCUAACCCUAAAUAUUAUUGGAGCAAUGUCUCUGAUGUUCGUCGGGCAAGGCUUCACGGUAUUCGGACUUUCUAUACUAUACUUUAUUCUGCUGACACCGUUUAGCUUCGUUUGCUGGUACAGGCCAAUCUACAAGGCCUUCAGGAGCGACUCUUCGUUCAAUUUCAUGGUGUUCUUCUUCAUUUUCCUGUUUCAAACUAUUAUAACACUAGUGCAGUCUAUUGGAUUCAGCGGUGGAGGUUCUUGCGGACUCAUCACCAGCAUCACGGCAUUCAGUAUUAACAUUGGAGUAGGCCUUAUCACAUUGCUGGUGACUAUAGGAUUCAUCAUGUGCGUCGUAGCCGAUAUCCUUUUAAUGGCGAAGGUGCACCGCAUCUACCGGUCGACGGGCGCGUCGAUGGCGAAGGCGCAGGCGGAGUUCACGACGGAGAUCCUGCGCAACCAGCACGUGCAGACCGCCGCGUCCAGCGCCGCCGCCGCCGCCGUCAACCAACAGAUCGCCAACGCCAACCGCUACUAA
Arctia plantaginis is the source of this 1035-nucleotide messenger RNA. The record is from the annotation of a GenBank genome assembly. Lineage: Eukaryota; Metazoa; Arthropoda; Insecta; Lepidoptera; Erebidae.